CAAGUGGCUGGCAUUUGGUAUAAACAUCAGCGCUUGGCGGUAUUACUGCUUUCUGACCAUCUUUGAGCUACGCACCGCCCCUCCGACCUGUAAAUCUCUCUAGCAUUCAGUGGAGCGAGCGGCUCUGACAGGCACUAUCAACUGGCCGAUCUGCGCGACCCUGGGCUGGAUCAAGGGGAAGGAAUGGGGACAGUCAGUUGCGAAGGCGACAUCACCCGAGCGCUUAUAUGUCAGAAAGCGAACACUCCGCUAGAUGAUGUCGUUUGUGUUUUCGCAUCGUGGCAACAGUUUGGGGACUUGAAAUAGCUUCUGCCAUUCAAAAACCAUCGAGGCUAUCGAUUAAAUUGGUGUUUAGAAAAGUGAAAUCAAUUUUCCGCUGUUAAUCGACCGAAUCCCUGGAUGGAAGACGACUUGAUAGGUCGGACAGAAACUGUUUGAAGAAAACAGCCCUUUUUCAAUGUCGCUGCGCCUAUCAUAAUCUGAAACAUCAUUGGCAGCCUCGACGGCUGCUAGAUGAGACAGACCAUCUUUGCCAUGGCAUUGGUCCUGAAAAACUCGGAAAAGCUCUCAAAAUGAAAAGCGCUCAACGUUUGUCAUUACUGCGGAUUUAAAUGCCUCUCGCGAAUGGACACCGACCGGCUAUUUCGGUCCAGUUAGUGCGUGCGGCGUUUUCUACUGUCGCGGAAAUCUGAAAUAGAUUGAAAUAAACAUACCAUUAAUUAAGUGCGGGUGAGAAUAUACAACGCAUAGUUUUUUUAAAGGCAAUAUGGCUGGCGAGUGGGGCUGGGGACGCUGGCAUAGGCUCUCCAAGGCUCCUAGAUGCUAGCUGAGGCGGACGCCACCGUUACCCAUGGAAGCGGCAACUCUAUGAUGAGUAGAAAUAACUAUUUUAACAAAAAUCCGGACUCCUCGAUCUCUAUGUCCAAAAUGGACGUGAUCAUCCCCUUCUCGCCAGACGUGCCCUGCGACAACAAUGGCCAGCGCAUGUGGUGGGCAUUCCUCGCCUCCUCCAUGGUCACGUUUUUCGGGGGUCUCUUCAUCAUUCUCCUGUGGAGGACCCUCAAAUACCUGUGGACCGUCUGCUGCCACUGUAACAUCAAAAAGAAGGCCCAGAAGGUAAAUAACCCUGCUAACAGUCAGGCAGCAGACGGUACAGCUAAGGGUCCUGAUGAGAAGGACGAAGUGGUCCCUGCCAGCGAGGUGGGCUGGAUGACCUCCGUUAAGGACUGGGCCGGGGUCAUGAUAUCAGCACAGACACUCACCGGCAGAGUCCUGGUCGUGCUAGUUUUCGCUCUCAGCAUUGGAGCACUUGGAAUAUACUUUAUAGAUUCUUCUGAUCCCAUAGAAUCCUGUCAGAAUUUCUACAAAGAUUUCACGUUACAGAUCGACAUGUUCUUCAAUGUCUUCUUCCUCCUCUACUUUGGCUUGCGGUUCAUAGCAGCCAAUGAUAAGCUGUGGUUCUGGCUGGAGGUCAACUCAGUGGUGGACUUCUUCACUGUUCCUCCUGUCUUCGUAUCUGUCUACUUGAACAGGAGCUGGCUGGGUUUAAGAUUCCUGAGAGCCUUGAGAUUGAUACAGUUCUCUGAAAUUUUACAGUUUUUGAAUAUCUUAAAAACAAGCAAUUCCAUCAAGCUGGUGAACCUGUGUUCCAUCUUCAUAAGCACAUGGCUAACAGCUGCCGGAUUCAUACAUUUGGUGGAAAACUCAGGGGAUCCUUGGGAAAACUUCCAAAAUUCCCAGUCACUUUCCUAUUGGGAAUGUGUCUACUUGCUCAUGGUCACUAUGUCAACAGUGGGCUACGGGGACGUCUAUGCAAAAACCACCCUGGGACGCCUGUUCAUGGUCUUCUUCAUCCUCGGUGGUUUGGCCAUGUUUGCCAGCUACGUCCCUGAAAUCAUAGAGUUAAUAGGAAACCGCAAGAAAUAUGGUGGUUCCUAUAGUGCGGUUAAUGGGAGAAAGCACAUUGUGGUUUGUGGUCAUAUUACACUCGAAAGUGUCUCCAACUUCCUCAAAGACUUCCUACACAAGGACAGGGAUGAUGUCAAUGUAGAAAUAGUUUUUCUCCAUAAUAUUUCCCCUAAUCUUGAGCUGGAAGCCUUGUUCAAACGCCACUUUACCCAGGUAGAGUUCUACCAGGGUUCUGUUCUCAACCCUCACGAUCUGGCCAGAGUGAAGAUUGAGUCAGCAGACGCCUGUCUGAUUCUGGCUAAUAAGUACUGUCCAGAUCCCGAUGCUGAAGACGCCUCCAACAUCAUGAGGGUCAUUUCUAUCAAGAACUAUUCCCCCAAGAUACGAAUUAUCACUCAGAUGUUACAAUACCAUAACAAGGCUCACCUGCUCAACAUUCCUAGCUGGAACUGGAAGGAGGGGGAUGAUGCUAUCUGUCUAGCAGAGCUGAAGGCUGGCUUCAUAGCUCAGAGCUGUCUGGCCCAGGGCCUCUCCACCAUGCUGGCCAACCUCUUCUCCAUGAGGUCCUUCAUCGAGAUUGAAGAGGACACAUGGCAGAAGUACUAUUUAGAAGGGGUAGCUAAUGAGAUGUACACAGAGUAUCUGUCCAGUGCCUUUGUGGGGCUCUCCUUCCCAGCAGUCUGCGAGCUGUGCUACGUGAAGCUGAAGCUGUUGCUUAUCGCCAUCGAGAACAAGUCGGAGCUGGGAGAGAGCAGCAUCCUCAUCAACCCGGGGAACCACGUAAAGAUGCAGGAAGGAACUCUGGGGUUCUUCAUCGCCAGUGAUGCCAAAGAAGUAAAGAGAGCAUUUUUCUACUGCAAAGCUUGUCACGAUGACAUCACAGACCCCAAACGGAUCAAAAAGUGUGGCUGCAAACGACUUGAAGACGAGCACCCGUCAACUCUGUCGCCCAAAAAAAAGCAGCGGAACGGAGGCAUGCGAAACUCACCCAACAACUCCCCCAACAUGAUGAGCAGGCAUGACCCUCUACUAAUCCCUGGGAACGAGCAGAUGGAGAACAUGGACAUGAACUUGAAGCAGUAUGACUCCACAGGAAUGUUCCACUGGUGUCCGUCUAAAGAGAUCGAGAAGGUCAUCCUGACCCGGAGUGAGGCAUCCAUGACGGUGUUGAGCGGCCAUGUAGUGGUCUGUAUAUUUGGAGAUGUCACGUCCGCUCUAGUGGGGCUGCGAAACUUGGUGAUGCCUUUGAGAGCCAGCAACUUCCAUUAUCACGAGCUGAAGCCCAUAGUGUUUGUGGGCUCGCUGGAGUACCUGAGGAGAGAGUGGGAAACCCUACACAACUUCCCCAAGGUCUCCAUACUACCUGGUACGCCAUUAAGCCGUGCAGAUUUAAGGGCUGUCAACAUCAACCUCUGCGACAUGUGCGUGAUACUGUCGGCCAAUCAGAACAAUAUCGACGACGCCUCGCUGCAGGAUAAGGAAUGCAUUCUGGCGUCGCUCAACAUAAAGUCUAUGCAGUUUGACGACAGCAUCGGGCUCUUGCAGGCUAACUCCCAAGGUUUCACGCCUCCUGGAAUGGACCGGUCCUCUCCAGACAGCAGUCCAGUACAUGGUUUAGCACGCCAGGCCUCCGUCACCACUGGCGCCAACAUCCCCAUCAUCACUGAACUAGUGAACGACUCCAACGUUCAGUUCUUGGACCAAGAUGAUGACGAUGACCCGGACACAGAGCUGUACCUGACGCAGCCCUUCGCCUGUGGAACCGCCUUCGCUGUCAGCGUGCUGGACUCUCUCAUGAGUGCAACAUACUUCAACGAUAAUAUCCUCACCCUGAUCCGGACGCUGGUGACUGGGGGAGCCACCCCAGAGCUAGAGGCUCUACUGGCUGAGGAGAACGCCCUGCAAGGGGGCUACAGCACGCCACAGACACUGGCCAACCGAGACAGGUGUCGUGUUGCCCAACUGGCCCUGUACGAUGGGCCCUUUGCCGACUUGGGGGAUGGUGGUUGCUAUGGAGAUUUGUUCUGUAAAGCAUUGAAGACAUACAACAUGUUGUGCUUCGGAAUCUACAGAUUGAGAGACGCUCACCUUGCCACACCUAGUCAGUGUACCAAACGGUAUGUGAUCACCAACCCUCCGUAUGAGUUUGAGUUGGUCCCCACAGACCUGAUCUUCUGUCUGAUGCAGUUUGACCACAACGCGGGCCAGUCUCGGACCAGCCUUUCCCACAGCUCCCACUCCUCCCAUUCAUCCAGCAAAAAGAGCUCGUCCGUCCACUCCAUCCCCACCACCAACCGCCAGAACCGCAGCAGCAAGGCUCGGGAGGCUGGCCACAAACAGAAAAAGGAAAUGGUUUACAGAUGAACCAGAAAAUGCCUACCCACGGAACAUUCAGAUCAAGCCCAUGAGCACUCACAUGGCCAACCAAGUCAACCAAUACAAAUCCACUAGCAGUCUGAUACCACCAAUCAGAGAAGUUGAAGAUGAAUGCUGAAAACCAGGCCCGCUUGAUGACUCGUGAGAAUUCGGACGCUCUUACGAAAGGAGAUAAGAGAUGGCAAACAGGGAUGAUGAUGAUUAAUUGGUCCCCACUCAUUCUACAGAUCAAGGGUUUGACAUAAACACCACAACUGGAAGGGGUCUCCUAUGUGUAUCUAUGUGUAUACCUGUAAUGUUACUUCCAUGCUCUUCAUGUUUCAUUUAUCAAUCUUCCAUAGAGAUGUACAUAAUGACAAUCUAAUGAGGAUUGUACACCCCCUCCCCCUUAGCACUUUUUGAAAUUAUUUGAAGAAUUGAAGAGAGAAGAUUAAGUACUUCCUGUAAUUAUUUGCAAUCGUUCAUCACCUCUUCGUGUGACCAGACUCCAUGGCUACUGUAUUUUGAGGUUACUACUUGUUGUUGGAGGAUGAGGGUCACGGCAGUUCGCUCAUCGUUCACCACAUCUCCCAAAAACGCCAUUGGGGCUGACCACUUAUACACUGUUUCUGUUCUAUUUGCACUAAAACUGAUCACGUUAUUUUGCAACACGACGACGGGAAACAUUGACAUCUUCCCAAAACAACAUCCAUCACAGAAAUGUGAACCUUUUGGUAGUCGAUUCACUUUGUCAUUUGAAGAGGUGUACAGAUCCAUUACAUCACUGCUUAGGGUAUGCUACUGUAUGUCAACAUGCUGUUGAGUAAUCAUCUGAAUGAAUGCAUUCGAGUCAUGUAGAAUGAGAUCAUAUUGUAAAUCAGUUGUCUUGAGACUCAGAGUACUGUAAGAGAUAGUUCUGGGAUAAGCUGGUUGACCGUAUAGAGCUACACUGUACCUACAUCUGUUCUGGGGAUAUCACAAUGGCUAUGGAUCAUAAUGAUGUCUUUGACCGUCUUUCAAGCUCCUAUCAUCGCAUGGUGCCUGAGCCCCUUUAUAACAAUACAGCGCAGAUGAUCAACUUAACCUGAAAACAUGAAGGGGGACGAAGGACAACCUUGUCCUUUCCCUUAUGUGUAAACAUGAAAGGGGACGAAGGACAACCUUGUCCUAUCCCUUAUGUGUAAACAUGAAAGGGGACGAAAGACAACCUUGUCCUAUCCCUUGUGUAAACAUGAAAUGGGACGAAGGACGACCUUGUCCUAUCCCUUAUGUGUAAACAUGAAAGGGGUGAAUGGACAACUUUGUCUCGUCCCUUGUGAACACGUUAAUUGAGUGAAAGGACAGCCUUGUACACAUCUUGCAUAUGGCAUGUGUGUACUGUACGUGGCAGCAAUGUGUCCCCUCAACAAAAACAUUGGUGGAACAUCUGAGUUAGUGUUAGUGUCGUCAUCUCUCCAUCAGUGUGUAUGUGAUGGUGGUUCAGCCUCUGAGGGAGCAGCAUGUGGGAUCAAGGCUUCAAACAUGAAUGACGUAUAGGAACUAGCUCUGUCUGGGGGUUGCCAAUCAACUAAUGAACUAAGCAAACACUUUUCUAUGAUCACCAUCAUGCCCAGUCACAUCACCAAUAAUACACCAUCUAUGAUUGAGCUGAAUAAAUGUGAACAGACAUUAUCUGUGUGCCCUAAAAAUGUAAGGGAAGCAUUUAAACCGAAACCCAUUUAAUAACAAAAGAAUAAGCAUAUCAUUUCAAUGAUAUUCGGAGAAACAAUGCCACAUAUUGCGUAAAAUGGGCAUCAGUGGGUCCUCCUUUGACCAGCGCCACCACUGCCUGGCACAGGGUUGGUAACAGAGGCAGCAAAGAGCUUGGAUGUUCUCCGCUGCCAAUCCUGAUGUCAUCAUGACACCUCUAAACACUAUGUUGGUAAACAUUAAGGGAAAAGCUCAAUCAUAGUUUUGCCACUGAUGAUGAUGAAGAACGCUGGAGAAUACUGCCUGUGUUCUUCAUGUCAUUCUGGUCAAGGCACAAGACAGUGCGUGUUGAAAAUGGACCGUUUCUAUUUUGUUUUUGAUCCAGAGCAACCCAGACAGAGCUGCAGCCUUGGGGAGGAGAGGGUAUGGAGCCACAGAUGAACCAACUCAUUUCUUAACCUAGAUACUUUAUACAUACAAAUAUAAUUAUUUUAUAUUCAUAUGAGCAUAAUCAUGUUGUACUUAUUUUUACACAUGACGUAGUGAGAAACACUUUGUGAAAGCAAUCCAUUAUUAUUAUUAGGCCUAUAAUUACAUCAGAUUAUUUUAUUUCUAAAUGAAUCACUGUAUUUCACAUAAUCAUACCAAAAUUAUUCAUAUCAAUUCUGAAAUGCUUAUACUUAGAAAUGCAUCAUUGAGGAAGUGUAGAAGUCUCCUCUCUUAUCCCUGAUAAAGUAUAGUGAUUAAGGGCGCUAUUCAAUCCAUAUCGCAGAAGUUCAACAUUACAGUUUGAUUGAAAUGUAAAGGCAAUGUUUAGCAGAGACUGCAUUCACGAUAAACGCUGCAUAUGUCCAGUGGUGGAACAAGUACUUAUUGUCAUACUUGAGUGAAAUUAAAGAUACCUUAAUAGAAAAUGACUCAAGUAAAAGUGAGUCACCCAGUGAA
Messenger RNA from Oncorhynchus tshawytscha (Chinook salmon), 6897 nucleotides. RefSeq names its product calcium-activated potassium channel subunit alpha-1-like. Bases 820 to 4272 code for a protein of 1150 amino acids. The transcript is spliced from 28 exons. Gene Ontology annotation, molecular function: large conductance calcium-activated potassium channel activity. Gene Ontology annotation, biological process: transmembrane transport; potassium ion transport. Gene Ontology annotation, cellular component: postsynaptic membrane. Lineage: Eukaryota; Metazoa; Chordata; Actinopteri; Salmoniformes; Salmonidae. The record is from RefSeq and is a predicted model, not a curated record.